UAAAAGAACCUAACCAUGGUUGAAACUAGCAGUUUAUAUUCCAGAGACCACACCUCCUCUCCAUUCCAUCGCGCUGAUUAUGUCCAAAAAAUGAUGAUCGGAGAGUCUCCGCAUUCAAAUCCGACCGUCCAAAUCCCUCAUUGGGACCCAUUUUUCGACGAGCCCACAUCACCCUUACCCUCCCAAUUUACCAACUGCGGGAAUGCCAGUUCGCCUUUCCUCGACUCGUUAACGGCGCUUCACCGUUACCUUCCUUCAAACGAGCCGGACUCCAUUGGCGAUGACCUGGACUUGCCUGUGGAUGCCUUCUCCUGCGAUCAUUUUCGCAUGUAUGAGUUCAAGGUGAGACGCUGCGCACGUGGGAGGUCACAUGACUGGACCGAGUGUCCGUACGCUCAUCCUGGAGAGAAGGCGCGCCGCCGAGACCCGCGCAGGUAUCAUUACUCUGGAACAGCCUGCCCUGACUUUCGCAAGGGUGGGUGCAAGAAAGGGGAUUCUUGCGAGUUUGCUCAUGGGGUUUUUGAGUGUUGGCUUCAUCCGGCUCGAUAUCGCACUCAACCAUGCAAGGAUGGUCCAGCUUGUCGCCGCCGGGUCUGUUUCUUUGCCCAUACUCCCGAUCAACUUCGGGUUUUGCCACAACAGAGCCCGAGGGGAAACGGUUCCGGAUCGGGUGACGUGGAGGUUGGCUCCCCUUUGAGGCACCAUUUUGACUCAUACUUGACUAAGGCGGGCUCGUUCGUCUCUUCACCAACCUCGAUUUUAACUUCUCCGCCUAUGUCUCCGCCAUCGGAUUCGCCGCCAAUUUCGCCUAGUAGCCCGCAGGUGGUUGGUGGGUCUUUUAACUCGAUGAGCGAGCUCGUUGCCUGUAUGCGUGGUUUGCAGGUCGGUAAGAUGAAAGUGGGGCCUGCAUCUUGGGGCAUGCAGAACGGAUCCGGGUUUGGGUCGCCUCGCGGAUCGUCUCUACGCCCCGGGUUCUGCAGUCUCCCUUCCACUCCAACCCGGACAAUGAGUCGUCCUGGAGUCGGUCAGCUGGACUUCUGGGACCCAAGUAUGGAGGAAGAGCCCGCAAUGGAGAGGGUGGAAUCUGGAAGGGACCUGAGAGCCAAGAUAUAUGCGAAGCUCAGCAAAGAAAACUCACUGCACCGGGCUGAGCCAGGCGCAUCAGCACCCGAUGUUGGUUGGGUUUCUGAGCUGGUAAAGUGAAGCUGAAUCCGAGUCAAAUCUGCAUGGAAUUUAAUUUUUUAUGCUGUUUUCUAAUGGAUAAUUAUUUUCGGUGGCCUCCGAUUCUUCUCCCUGACUCUGUGAAUACGAAGUUGAAGACUUUUGGAACUUUGGUAAUUACUGUGUAAAUAGUACAUGGAGAGAGAUGUCAAAGUAUCUCUCUGUUUUGUUGAACUGGCGAAAAGGAAACAAGAUAAAGGGGAAAAAAAAAACCUGCAACUUUUGUGUACAGACAAGAAGGAUUUCUCAUGGCUGCCGGAGUGUGGGUAGCGGUUUGUUGUUGAUCAAUUUGUCGUUGAAUUAAUUGUAUUUUCUUUUUUGCAUCAUUUAUCUAAUUUUCCCGGAAAAUUAAUCUUUGUAAGUUGUUCUGUUUAUGUCUAAUCAAUGUGAUUAUCUCUCUUCAA
Messenger RNA from Hevea brasiliensis (rubber tree), 1625 nucleotides. RefSeq names its product zinc finger CCCH domain-containing protein 20. Gene Ontology annotation, molecular function: metal ion binding. Bases 16 to 1203 code for a protein of 395 amino acids. The record is from RefSeq and is a predicted model, not a curated record. The transcript has a single exon. Lineage: Eukaryota; Viridiplantae; Streptophyta; Magnoliopsida; Malpighiales; Euphorbiaceae.